AGCUGCGGUGGCCAAGACUAGUUCCCGGGGAGCUGCUCACCAGCGACGCCCAGACAGAUGGAAACCAGUGCACUGCAGGCCACGGAGGGUGGUGGUGACGCAGACAUCGAGCAGCACUUCGGUGCCUGCGGAGCCCAGAUGCCCGCCCAGCCGUCCAGCAAAGACCCGGAGGAGAUGGAGGCCGAGGGCGACUCGGCCCCCGAGAUGGCCGUGAACGGGGAGGAGGACGAGAGCGAGGACGAGCGUAGCGGCAGCGCCACGGAGUCGGAGUCGGAGAGCUCGGAGAUGGACGAUGAGGACUACGAGCGGCGUCGCAGCGAGUGUGUGCACGAGAUGCUGCACUUGGAGAAGCAGUUCUCGGAGCUGAAGGAGAAGCUGUUCAGGGAGCGGCUGAGCCAGCUGCGGGUGCGGCUGGAGGAAGUGGGCGCCGAGAGAGCCCCCGAGUACACGGAGCCCCUCGGGGGGCUGCAGCGGAGCCUCAAGAUUCGCAUCCAGGUGGCAGGGAUCUACAAAGGCUUCUGCCUGGACGUGAUCCGGAACAAGUACGAGUGUGAGCUGCAGGGCGCCAGGCAGCAUCUGGAGAGCGAGAAGCUGCAGCUGUACGACGUGCUGCAGGGCGAGCUGCAGGAGCGGAUCCAGCGGCUGGAGGAGGACCGCCAGGGCCUGGACCUCAGCUCGGAGUGGUGGGAUGACAAGCUACACGCCAGAGGCCCCCCGCGCACCUGGGACUCGCUGCCGCCCAGCAAGAGGAAGAAGGCGCCGCUGGUGUCCGGUCCCUACAUCGUGUACAUGCUGCAGGAAAUCGACAUUCUGGAGGACUGGACGGCCAUCAAAAAGGCUAGAGCAGCCGUGUCCCCUCAGAAGAGGAAGGCCGAUGGGCCUUGACGGAACCUCACUGGCUGGACCCAAAGUUCCUGCUGCAGAAGGUGGUUGACCGUCUCAGCAGCCUGACUCUGCAGGACAGCGGAGGUCGGGGCGACCCCGGACGGGCUGCCCACCUCCACCACCCCCAGCCUCACUGCCCCGCAGAGGGGGCUUUCUCGCAGCACCC
Molecule: messenger RNA, 1051 nt
Organism: Sorex fumeus (smoky shrew)
Lineage: Eukaryota; Metazoa; Chordata; Mammalia; Eulipotyphla; Soricidae
Gene: BRMS1
Product: BRMS1 transcriptional repressor and anoikis regulator
Exons: 10
Coding region: 58-885 (275 amino acids)
Biological process (GO): negative regulation of transcription by RNA polymerase II
Cellular component (GO): Sin3-type complex
Molecular function (GO): histone deacetylase binding
Source: RefSeq, a predicted model, not a curated record